AGGACCAAGCCUCCCUGUGUUGCACAAAGAAAGUUUCUCUGAAUAUAUUUAAAGAACCAUCAAGAAAUGGGGACGUGGAUUUUGUUUGCCUGCCUUGUGGGAGCAGCUUUUGCCAUGCCUCUACCACCUCAUCCUGGGCACCCUGGUUAUAUCAACUUCAGCUAUGAGAACUCACGUUCUCAGGCUAUCAGUGUUGACAGGACUGCUUUAGUGCUCACCCCUUUGAAGUGGUACCAGAGCAUGGUAAGACCACCAUACCCUUCCUAUGGUUACGAGCCCAUGGGUGGAUGGCUGCACCACCAAAUCAUCCCCGUGCUGUCCCAACAGCACCCCCUGACUCACACCCUUCAGCCUCAUCACUACAUCCCAGUGGUGCCAGCUCAGCAGCCCGUGCUCCCCCAACAACCAAUGAUGCCCGUUCCUGGCCAACACUCCAUGACUCCAACCCAACACCACCAGCCAAACCUCCCUCCGCCCGCCCAGCAGCCCUACCAGCCCCAGCCUGUUCAGCCACAGCCUCACCAGCCCAUGCAGCCCCAGCCACCUGUGCACCCCAUGCAGCCCCUGCUGCCACAGCCACCUCUGCCUCCGAUGUUCCCCAUGCAGCCCCUGCCCCCCAUACUUCCUGAUCUGACUCUGGAAGCUUGGCCAGCAACAGACAAGACCAAGCAGGAGGAAGUGGAUUAAAAGAUCAGAAUAUCAGAGGAGAACUGAAGUAAACACUUCAGUUGCUUUCAGGGAUGACACAAGCACACAAUGAUUUUUGCUUAAAAUCACUUAACUUAGCAAAUUCUGUAACUAAAACUGUACCAAUAGUAGACAAUAAAAUGUUUUAAAAAU
Macaca mulatta (Rhesus monkey) is the source of this 840-nucleotide messenger RNA. It is a transcript of the gene AMELY, whose product is annotated as amelogenin Y-linked. Gene Ontology annotation, biological process: multicellular organism development; enamel mineralization. The record is from RefSeq and is a predicted model, not a curated record. Lineage: Eukaryota; Metazoa; Chordata; Mammalia; Primates; Cercopithecidae. Gene Ontology annotation, molecular function: structural constituent of tooth enamel.